Molecule: messenger RNA, 318 nt
Organism: Funneliformis mosseae
Lineage: Eukaryota; Fungi; Glomeromycota; Glomeromycetes; Glomerales; Glomeraceae
Source: the annotation of a GenBank genome assembly
AUGGGAGAACGCGGUUUAAUUGGAAAAAAUAUCAGAAAGAAAGCUCCUGAAAACCCUUUUUAUCGAAAUGGUCCAAGGAACGCUUCAAGCGCACAAAGACGAAAAUCUAAUGAUUAUGGCGCAGUAAAAUUUACAAAUAAGGAAACAAAAGAAACCAAAGCUCAAUCGACAAAGAGAAAUCAUGCAAAGUCAGAAAGAUACGGUCAAAUAUUAUCCGACAAUGAACCUGGCGAUUAUAAUGAACAUGAUGAUCAUGAUAUUAUUGAAGAGGAAAACGAAACCAACUACGUUACUAAUGAUGGAAGAAGUACUGGGUAA